AUGAAAUCAUCCAUGGCCAUUACGAAAAGUGCGGCAUUUCGGUUCAUGCUGCUUUUGCAUUUAUUUUUGAAAGUGAAAAUGUGUGUCGGCUUCGUCGAUGCGCUGGCCGCCGGUGACAGUGACAUUAAUUAUGAGGACAGUGACGAGCGGCUGGUGGAGGCCGUUGGUGGUGGAGGGGCAGCAAGAGGAAGAGAAGGAACCGCCUGGGUGACAGGACGGUUCGUCCCAACCACCAGCGUGCCGGCGCCGAGCAAUUUAAUGCGCUGGGAGGGCACUGGCCAUACUGCCCGGUCCCGUAUGCAUCACGUUCGGCAUGAGCAGCAUUACUUGAAACAUCGGCCAAUAAAGGUGCCAAACGCGGUGGAUUCGACGAUGGUGGCGCAGAAUCCGGUACCGCACCAGGCGCAUACCGGGCCCGGUACGGCUAGCGUUCAGCAAAACGCAAUCCAAUACAGCCAACAUCAUCAUCAUCAUCACCAUCACCACAAUCAUCACAAUCGUCCAAAGCAUCAUGUGCAGGUGCAUCCUUCCAAACAUGAUCGGAAGGUGGAUGCAGACUCUACGGAACAGGAAGUCAUUUUGGUAGAGCCAAACCGACAAGGUGGAGCACAUCGUGUUGCUUCACAAUCGGCCGAACGGAGAGCUAUGUAUGAGAGGGCAAAUGCAAAGAACAUAUGGAACAGUAUGAGUGAAGGGCGUGAAGUACGGGAUCGGCAGGUAGUCAUCAACAGGAAGCGUUCGGCAUCUGCCUUCCACUUGUUGACCUCAAAUGCGCUGACGGAUGCGGAACCGAGCAGCUCCAAGAAGUCAUCCGAACGGUCUAUAAAUCCGGGCAGCAAAAACUACUUCGAGGAGCUGCUGAACAACUACAAAAGCAACUCGCCCUACUAUAAGGAGCUGCACCAGGUGCGAAGUCCUCAAACGAAAGCGUUACCACCGGGCAAAAGGAAUCAGCGAAGUUCUGCCGAGGCAGCCACAAAAAGUGUUUCGAAAUCGAAAGCUCCACCGGCCAUCGAUGGUGACCUCGACUAUCUGUACGACGACGAGACGGAUGACAGCGUGCAAAAUGACGCACCUUCUGGCGGCGCAAUGUCUACGAGUACGAGAGCUCCAAGUACCACCACCACCACGGUGAGGACUACGACGACGGCGUCUACUACCACCGCCAGAAGCAUCCCGGCUUCGGACGAAUCCGACGAAACGGGUGCGAACGAAUCGAACGACGGUGCGGGCUCUGAGGCGGACACCAGCUACAGUACGUACUACCAGAAAGCAUACGCAAUGCACUCGAACCCACGACGAAACGGCAACAAUCGGUACAACAGUAUUGCACGGCCACCGACACCGGUGCAGCAUCAUCAGCAGCAGCCGCACUACAAGCGCGUCCACACCGACAGGAUUGAUCCGGCCAAACAAGUGAGCUAUCCCGGACGGUACGAAACGCUCACUGACUACAAGCAGGCAAAUUUUGGCUCCAAAGACGCCGUGCAACGGUCCUACAAUGCGUACAGCAACAUCCACGUUGCUAGAAGUGAGGCGAAGAAACACAUCGAUCGGAUUACCACGGAAGGCAAGUGCCAGGUGCCCAAACCAAAAAUUAUUCCGGCAUCAAACGAUAGGUCGAAGGUAUUUACGCCCCACUGUACCAUUCUGCAUCGAUGCGAGGCCGAUACGGGGUGCUGUGCACCCACCCAAACUUGCGCUCCCAAGAACACGAGUGAAGUGAAGCUGUUCUUCUAUGUGAGUAAUGCCACCUACGUGAGUAACAUAGGACCACGACAGCAGAGUACAAUAACUACCCUUACCUUCACCAACCAUACCGAGUGCCAUUGCGUACUGUUGGAUUCGGUGCAGAACUCACUGGAAAAUAGUGCGGAGGGUAGUGGAGGAUCCAGUGGUGGUGUUAGCAGCAUCAGCAGCAGUUGCACAUGUCCACACCAUUAUAAGCCCGUCUUCGACAACGAAUCGCAGUGCUACUGUGACUGUCUGUCGAGUGAUCGGGACUGCAUUCGGUUUAAGGAGGGCUUCGAGAACUUUUCCAUGGAAACACGCAAAUGCAUCCGGAGUAAAAAGUGUAAUGUUCCGCGCUGUGAGUACGGCAUGUACAACCGACACGAAGGAAGAUGUCCGAAGAAGAUUGAUCGAUUCAACGAACAGUUCCCGCAGUACCGGUGA
Messenger RNA from Anopheles marshallii, 2175 nucleotides. RefSeq lists its product as uncharacterized. Gene Ontology annotation, molecular function: growth factor activity. NCBI's taxonomy places the organism in Eukaryota, Metazoa, Arthropoda, Insecta, Diptera, Culicidae. Gene Ontology annotation, cellular component: membrane. The transcript has 5 exons. Bases 1 to 2175 code for a protein of 724 amino acids. The record is from RefSeq and is a predicted model, not a curated record. Gene Ontology annotation, biological process: hemocyte migration.